Molecule: messenger RNA, 1763 nt
Organism: Pocillopora damicornis (cauliflower coral)
Lineage: Eukaryota; Metazoa; Cnidaria; Anthozoa; Scleractinia; Pocilloporidae
Product: tudor domain-containing protein 1
Molecular function (GO): zinc ion binding
Source: RefSeq, a predicted model, not a curated record
GGUUUGUGGCCUUGCAACCGGAACGGAAGAUCUAAGGAUACUUUUUCUUAAUUAUUUUCCUCGCUUCUAUUAUGCAGCGUACACCGACUUGCAAGAAUUGCUGCAAAAGUUACGGCUUUAAAGAUGUGACCAAGCCAAUUGGAAAUCGCAUCCCCUUACUUUUGGAAUGUGGCCACACCUUUUGCGAGGGGUGUGUGACUAAAUGGGCCAGGCUACAAAAGACGGAGGUGUCAUGUUCAGAUUGUCAUCACCCCACCCCACUUACAAUUGAAGGAGAGAAGGGCGUAAGGGCCAUUCCCCCCAACAUCUUCCUGUUAGGAGUGAUGACCAACUCCAAAAGAGCUUCUUACCGCACUGAUGUUCAAAAGCCAGGUCGCUCAAAGCUUGGGACUAAAGCUGGUUUGCAAAGAGCAAUUAAUCAGUUUACCCGUGAAAAGAAAGCUGAACUAAUGAAACUUGACACUGGUGUACAAUGUGAAGAGUGCACCAGAGCAACAGCCACUAGCAGUUGCAGCAAGUGUGAAACAGUUUACUGUCGUGCUUGUUUUGAGAGAGUGCAUUCAUAUUCAGUUGCUUUGAGGAAACAUGUUCCCUUACCUGUUGCAAAAAAAAACACUGAAACAGCUGUUGGGUGCCCUGAUCACAAUAACAGACCUCUGGAGUUUUACGACAAGGAUGAUUGUCAGCCUGUCUGUUCACACUGUGUAGUUACUGGAGAGAGACAAACACAUGCUAUUGCACCCAUAGAUGAAAUUGCUAAAGAAGUUGAAGAUCAAUUCAAGACAUCAGUUGAUGAAGUAUCUCCAGUAAUCAAAUGUCUAGACAAGUCCAUUCAGGUAAUUUGUAAAGCACUUCCAGGAGUUAAGGCUGAAAAGAAUGAAAUCGUGAAUAAUAUCAGGGAGCACUUUCAGAUGUUAUAUUCUGCUUUACAGACCAGAGAGCAAUCUCUGAUCAAAGAGGUUGAACUAAAUCACAAUGGGGAGAAGAUUCUAGAGAAAAUGCGGGAAGAGGUUGCUGACAAUUUGCGGAAAGCAAAAGAUUAUGUUCAUGAAGUGGAAAGUAUGAUUGGACAACCACAGACAUUAAUUGACAAUGCUAAAAAGUUAAGAAGAGAGUUGGAAUGUGUUAAAGAGAUGCAGUGCUGUGCAGUAAAAGUGAUAUCCCAUGAAGAUCAAAUAAGGUUUGAAACUAGAGGAGAGAUGAGGGAGACAAUUACUGAAUAUGGUUCUGUUUCCACAGAUGGUUGUGCAAGAUUUGAGAUGAAAAAAUUGAGUGAAAUGAAUGAGGAAUACUUGGGAGUAGAGAGUGAUGACUCAGAACAGGAGCUUGUUAAUGCUCAAGAAGAACAAGAAGACACUGCAGAUAAUCAGUUGUCUGAUCAAAGAAUGCAGCAUCAGAGAACACCAGGAUCAAUCACAGUGUCCAGGAUACUUAAAUCAAAUCUUGCAUAUCGUCAUGAACUUGUUCUUGUAACGCAUAUCAGAGAUCCUUGUCAGUUUAUGAUUCAAAGAGUUGCUGACCUUGAACAACUCCAGAUCAUGAUGAAUGUCAUCAACAUCUAUUGCGACAGCACAGAGAAUGUUCAUGAUCUUCUAUAUGAUGUCAAGUUUGGUGACAUGUGUUGUGCUCAAUUUACAACUGAUAAUCAGUGGUACAGAGCUCGCAUCAAGAUGGCAUAUUCUCCUGCACAUCCCAACACUGUUCCAACUCUGGAGAAUAAUCUUUGUGUUGAGGUGCAGUACAUAGAUUAUGGAAACAGUGAG